Messenger RNA from Schistocerca serialis cubense, 1797 nucleotides. RefSeq names its product Krueppel-like factor 16. Gene Ontology annotation, molecular function: DNA-binding transcription factor activity, RNA polymerase II-specific; RNA polymerase II cis-regulatory region sequence-specific DNA binding. Gene Ontology annotation, biological process: regulation of transcription by RNA polymerase II. The transcript has 3 exons. NCBI's taxonomy places the organism in Eukaryota, Metazoa, Arthropoda, Insecta, Orthoptera, Acrididae. The coding region runs from base 204 to 1115 and encodes 303 amino acids. The record is from RefSeq and is a predicted model, not a curated record.
CGGGAGGGGAAGGUUGUGCGCACUAUCGGCGCGGCAGGGAGGGAUGAGCACGAGUACGCCGCAGCCGAACAAAGGAAAGCAGCGCAGAGCCCUGUCGAGGGCUGACUCGUGAGAACGCAGAGAUUCACAGCCGACCCCGUUCACCUCCCGCCGCCACGCUGCAGCCGAGCAACUCCACCCGUAUCGAGCAAGAAGAUCUCGAUAUGGAUCAGGACAUAAACUUCGCGGCACAAUGCCUAAUAGCUAUGUCUAAUUCUAAAUUCAACGGUAACGGAGGUAACUGGAAUGCCUCGUCAGUGCCUCUGGACUUGUCUCCACAUCGUGGAGCUGCCGUCAUUGUGGACAAGGUACCCGGUUCUGGACUGUGGGAACCGGAGGCGGCUGUCGCAACGGCUGGGGCUGCGUCGCCUAGCUCGGCGGGGUCCGCCCCCGAGUUGUAUAUGGUAGCGCGGAUUCUGACGGAUUUAACAAGUAUCAAACAGGAACCUGUGCCCAACGUUCCCAGUGACGAUGACGGGGGUAGCAGCGCAGCCGACGAAUUGAUGAUCGAUGAAGAAGAGGAGGAAGUUGUGUGCGAGGUGGAUAUGAACGAUGCCGCGUCAUCUUCGUCGUCUGUGCGCACAAAGCGUCCGGCCGGUAACGGCGGUAGUGGCCGGCAGGGGGCGGGUCGCAAAGCCCCCAGCAGCGGCGGCGGUAGCAGGCCCAGCAGCCGGGCCGCCAACACCGCAGCUGCCCUCGCCCGGAAGGUCCACAGAUGCGACUUCGACGGCUGCGACAAAGUAUACGGAAAGAGUUCGCAUCUGAAGGCCCAUCUUCGAACACAUACAGGGGAGCGACCAUUCCCGUGCACGUGGUCUGGCUGCGGCAAGAGGUUCGCCCGCUCGGACGAGCUGGCACGCCACACGCGCACCCACACCGGUGAGAAGAACUUCUGCUGCCCCGUCUGUGAUAAGAAGUUCAUGCGCAGCGAUCACCUCAGCAAACAUGCCCGCAGGCAUCCAAAUUUCGACCCGUCAGUCCUGCGACAGCGAAGACCACCUCAUAAGGCGUGCUCCAUAAAUUCCAGUGAGGGUACACCAUCUGAGGUGCUGUCCGAUUCGGUGCCAUCGCCCUAGCACCCUCAAUAUGCUGCCACCGCCGCAAACCAUCUCUGAAGCAUUUUAUUGUUAUGUGGUGGUUGCAGUUUGCAGUGACCGAAAUGUAACUGGAAAUGUAGAUUUAGUGUCCUUAAAGAACCAUAAUAACUAUUAUUUUUAGAACUGUUACCCUCAUUAUUUUUUAUCGUCUCUUCCACUAUCGCAAUGUAGUGGACUCUACUAAGUCUUUCUAUAAAAAGCAAUUAAGAGAACGCCAUGAAAGGAUGCUGUUGAUAGCUGGCUGGCUGUUACAAUCUGACAGUUAUGUGCUCUUCCCAUUUAAUUCAUUUCUAACCUCACGGCACAUACUUGUGACAUGUCACUUGUUAUUAAAGAAAUUGUUCAUGUAUGGAGGUAAUGCAUGAAAUGUCCUGUCAGCUGCCAGUAUAUCACAGUUACUCUUUCAAACAUUUUGACUGGGAGCUUGUUUGCACGAUUCGGUCACUGUGUAUAUUAUUGUGUAUAAACUUGAAAACUUAGGCCUUAUUACCUUUUUAUACUAAUGUAAUUAAACAUGUGAUUUUUCUUAUGAUGGUGUAUGAGGACUCAAAGUAAUUUGGUUGGUGUGUACGAAAUUGUAAUGUGGUUUCAUAGGCCUGGAUGUGAAUUUCAGCAGUCUUGUACAUGUAGCCACGAUUAAAUUGGAGGCAAUGUUUGGAUG